CCUCACCUCAGGGUCCCGCUGUAUGCAGCAGCCACAAACAAACCAGGGAUUCCAGGGUAGACGGCCAAGAUGUCCAUGACGAGGCGCUGGUGAUCCCCAGCCGGUAGAAGAGAGGCACAAAGAUCUCAGCAGUGAUGGUUGACAUGAUGACGUAGCUGAUGCCAAAGAGCCAGAAGGACGUUCCGUACAAGUACGCCUCGACCGGCGUGCCAAUGACGGUGACGCCGGACAUGAAGCUGGCCGUGAGCGACAUGGCCACGGGUACCGCUGUCAUCUGCCGCCCGCCCAGAAAGAACUCGGCGCUGCUGGCUUCCUUGCGUCCACGGAAGGCCUGAAAGAGGCCAAUGCCAGCGGCGCCCACAAUCGUACCCGCAAACACAACAUAGUCCCACACGGAGAACGUGGCCACAGGACCACCCGUGCCAACCAUGGUGCCCCUGACGACCCGGAACCCGGCCGAACAUGAACGCUGUCGUGUUCACCUGCUGCCUCCUCUUGCUGCUUUGCAGCUCGGCGGCACCGAUGUGCAUCGCCUCCGAUUACACGUUGUACGUGGAGAAGCCCGAGUGUGACUUCUGCGUGGCCAUCAACACCACCAUUUGCAUGGGAUUUUGCUACUCCAAGGACAGCAACAUCAGAGACAUAUUCGGCUCGCGCUUCGUGAUCCAGACAGGCUGUACCUACGACAGGGUGGAGUACCGCACGACCCAGCUGCCCGGAUGUCCCGGACCUGCCAGCGCCUCCUUCACUUACCCGGUAGCCCUCAGCUGCCACUGUGGAGCCUGCCGGACCGACACCGACGAGUGUGCCCACAGGGCGGACGCGGGCGGCUCUGCAUGCACCAAACCGGUCCGACACAUGUACCCAUACUCUGGCGACUACAUGCUCCCCUUCUGAAUCCGUUGUGUGUAUGCCAUCGCAUCCGGCCUGCUUUGUUACACCUGUAUCAGUGAAGGCUUGUGAGCCUCAUUUGUGUCAGAGUCACUGACCUCAUUCAUCCCCAAUGUACACAGAUGUGUUUGUUGUACUCCCAGGCUGAUUAUGUGCACUCGAUUAAAGCCUCUAAAUAGCCUGUG
Phyllopteryx taeniolatus (common seadragon) is the source of this 1076-nucleotide messenger RNA. It is a transcript of the gene tshba, whose product is annotated as thyroid stimulating hormone subunit beta a. The transcript is spliced from 4 exons. Bases 463 to 897 code for a protein of 144 amino acids. NCBI's taxonomy places the organism in Eukaryota, Metazoa, Chordata, Actinopteri, Syngnathiformes, Syngnathidae. Gene Ontology annotation, biological process: G protein-coupled receptor signaling pathway. The record is from RefSeq and is a predicted model, not a curated record. Gene Ontology annotation, cellular component: cytoplasm; extracellular region. Gene Ontology annotation, molecular function: hormone activity.